Gossypium raimondii (Peruvian cotton) is the source of this 2560-nucleotide messenger RNA. RefSeq names its product casein kinase 1-like protein HD16. The transcript is spliced from 17 exons. The coding region runs from base 362 to 2485 and encodes 707 amino acids. Gene Ontology annotation, cellular component: cytoplasm; nucleus. NCBI's taxonomy places the organism in Eukaryota, Viridiplantae, Streptophyta, Magnoliopsida, Malvales, Malvaceae. Gene Ontology annotation, biological process: endocytosis; peptidyl-serine phosphorylation; signal transduction. The record is from RefSeq and is a predicted model, not a curated record. Gene Ontology annotation, molecular function: ATP binding; protein serine/threonine kinase activity.
AAAAAUAAAAGACCCUCACCCAAAUUAACUGCACUAGUAUUCUUCAUCUCUAGUUUCACUUGCAUUUCAAUUCGAUCAACCUCUCAGAAAAACCGAAACGGAAAAAAGUUCCUUUUCAUCUCUCUUCUCACUACCCUAAUUUCUUGCCUACUUUUUUUAUGUUCAUUUUAUCCCCAAAUAAUCCAAAGAAAAAAGGCGUCUUUUUUUUUUUCAGGUCUUGAUUUUACAUAUCCAAAAAUGUGUUUUCUGAGCUGUUUAUUAAGGAUCUAAGGUUAACCCAUUAAGUUUUUUUGAGGAUAAUUGAUCUGAUCUAGACUGGUAGCAGAGGAUCUGAGUGGAAUGUGAUUUGCAUGGGUUGAGGAUGCCAGAAUUGCGAAGUGGAGCUCGGAAAUCAAAACGCCUUGGUGAUCUUCAGCCGCCUCUUCAACCAGUUGAUCAAGCAGAGAAUUGGGUACUGCCUGCUCAAAACCGAACCAGGAGGCAAGUCGGCGGAAGAGGGCGGGGUAAGGCUACAGCUGUAGCUAAAGGGCCCUCACCAGAGGUACCCAAUAGGCCAAAAGCUGCUGGUAGAGGCCGGGGUAUUAGGUUGAUCGAUUUAGACCCUGAGCCUUGUCAGGUUCUUCCUGGGGCUCCACCUUUGGCUGAUGCUCAACCUGCUUUCAACCAAGUAGAGGUAGUGGCCAAUAAAGAUAUUGCAAUGGACGGCGGGAGUGCUGACAAAAUAAUAGGAGUUGAAGAAGAAGCUAGCACAACAGUAAUUCCUGAAAAGGUUCAGGUGGGUAAUUCUCCUGUAUAUAAGAUAGAAAGGAAAUUGGGUAAGGGUGGUUUUGGCCAAGUUUAUGUUGGCCGAAGGGAAAGCGGUGGUAGUGGUAGAAUCGGACCAGAUGCAAUCGAGGUAGCCUUGAAGUUUGAGCACCGGAACAGUAAAAGUUGCAAUUAUGGCCCACCUUAUGAGUGGCAAGUGUACAAUUCCCUAAAUGGGUGCUAUGGGAUUCCUUGGGUGCACUACAAGGGCCGGCAAGGAGAUUUCUACAUUCUUGUAAUGGAUAUGCUCGGUCCUAGCCUAUGGGAUGUUUGGAAUACUCUAGGACAGUCCAGGAUGUCACCAAAUAUGGCUGCAUGUGUUGCAGUAGAGGCAAUAUCGAUUCUUGAAAAGCUUCAUUUAAAGGGGUUUGUGCAUGGAGAUGUGAAACCUGAGAACUUUUUACUAGGUCAACGUGGCUCAGCUGAUGAGAAGAAGCUAUAUCUUAUCGAUCUUGGUUUAGCUUCUAGAUGGAAAGAUGCACACUCGGGUCAACAUGUUGAUUAUGAUCAGAGGCCUGAUGUAUUCAGGGGAACAGUUAGAUAUGCUAGUGUACAUGCACAUUUAGGUCGGAUUGGAAGCCGUAGAGAUGACCUUGAGUCAUUGGCAUACACAUUGAUAUUUCUAAUAAAAGGACGGUUACCAUGGCAGGGUUAUCAGGGGGAUAACAAGAGUUUUAUGGUUUGCAAGAAAAAGAUGGCCACUUCUCCAGAGUUGAUGUGUUGCUUUUGUCCUGCCCCUUUUAAGCAGUUCCUCGAAGUUGUUACAAAUAUGAAGUUUGAUGAGGAGCCAAAUUAUGCCAAGCUCAUAUCCAUAUUUGAAAGCCUAAUUGAACCAUGCACGGCACUGAGACCAAUUAGAAUUGAUGGAGCUCUUAAGGUUGGGCAAAAACGGGGAAGAUUAGUGAUUAAUUUGGAAGACGAUGAUCAACCUAAGAAAAAAGUACGUCUUGGUAGUCCUGCUACUCAGUGGAUUUCUGCUUACAAUGCACGUCGUCCUAUGAAGCAGAGAUAUCACUAUAAUGUAGCGGAUUCGAGGUUGCGGCAGCAUGUAGAUAAGGGUAAUGAAGAUGGAUUGUUUAUUAGUUGUGUGGCUUCAGCAGCUAAUCUCUGGGCCCUGAUCAUGGAUGCUGGAACCAGUUUCUCUUCCCAGGUUUAUGAAUUGUCGACCGUCUUUCUACACAAGGAUUGGAUUAUGGAGCAGUGGGAAAAGAACUACUAUAUUAGUUCGAUAGCUGGAGCAAAUAACGGAAGUUCCUUGGUUGUUAUGUCAAAAGGAACUCCUUACACCCAGCAGUCAUACAAAGUGAGUGAAUCUUUUCCUUUCAAAUGGAUAAACAAGAAGUGGAAAGAAGGCUUUCAUGUAACAUCAAUGACAACUUCCGGGAGUCGCUGGGGUGUGGUAAUGUCUAGGAACUCCGGAUUCUCCGAUCAGGUUGUGGAGCUUGACUUUCUAUAUCCAAGUGAAGGGAUACAUCGGCGAUGGGAGAAUGGUUAUAGAAUAACAUCUAUGGCUGCGACUGGAGAUCAAGCUGCCUUCAUACUGAGCAUUCCGAAGCGGAAAACAAUGGAUGAAACUCAGGAAACUCUACGUACAUCUGCCUUUCCAAGCACCCAUGUAAAGGAAAAAUGGGCCAAAAAUCUGUACAUUGCAUCAGUUUGUUAUGGGAGAACAGUCUGCUAAUUCUAGACUGUAAAAUUAUUAGAUACUCUUUAAGAAAGACAAUUUAAAGUUGAAAACUUGAAAGCUUUUGAGGUA